Molecule: messenger RNA, 995 nt
Organism: Vicia villosa (hairy vetch)
Lineage: Eukaryota; Viridiplantae; Streptophyta; Magnoliopsida; Fabales; Fabaceae
Product: nucleoid-associated protein At4g30620, chloroplastic
Exons: 7
Coding region: 111-680 (189 amino acids)
Molecular function (GO): DNA binding
Source: RefSeq, a predicted model, not a curated record
AGUUUUAACCGAUACAUAAAAAUAUCCAAAUUAUCCAUAUCUACCUCACACACCGCUUGCAUUUCCUUCUCACUCCUACCCAUUUUCUCUUCAAAACAAGAACCUAACCAAUGGCGUUUACGGUUUCUCUCGCAGGCCACAUCCAUGGAGCCACUCUAUGCAAAACCAACCUCCCACCUUCAUCUUCUCUAUGUAAACUAAGCUCCAGUAGCAAUGUAGUUGACAUGAGAUUAGUAUCUCGGCGUGGACAAAAAAAAGUUGGAUCUGGUCAUAGGUGUUUCCGAGUCCAUGCCCUUUUCGGAGGAGGAAAAAAAGAUAAUGAGGGUCAAGGUCAAGCAGGAAUGUUCGGAAACAUGCAAAAUCUGUUUGAGACUGUGAAGAAGGCGCAAGCAGUUGUCCAAACUGAAUCUAGCCGGAUACAGAAAGAACUUGCAGCAGCAGAGUUUGAUGGUUACUGUGAGGGCGAGUUAAUAAAGGUGACACUAUCAGGCAAUCAACAACCAGUACGAACACAAAUCACCGAGGCUGCUAUGGAAUUGGGAUCAGAAAAAGUUUCACUUUUAGUCACAGAGGCUUACAAGGAUGCGCACCAGAAGAGUGUCAAGGCCAUGAAGGAAAGGAUGAGUGAUCUUGCUCAGAGCUUGGGAAUGCCACCGGGUCUCGGUGAUGGGUUGAAAUGAUGACAUUGAAGAAUGAAACAUCAAUUUUGCAUUCAAAACCAUUUCAUGAAUUCAUAUUUUCUCUCCUUUACUCUGAUUAGCUAUUAUUAUCAAUCUUGUUUAUUCAGUUGUGUGGGGAUCACUUGAAAUACUUGAAAUGGUGCUGGACUUUCUAUUCCACCCUAUAUCUUUAGGUUUUAUUCCUGGCUUAUACAAUUCAAAGUUUGAUACUUUUUCUAAUGGAAGCUUUAAUAAGUGGUAUAAGCUUCCAAAUUGUAAUACUCAGAAAUGGUUUUUUUUAUAUAUUUAUUUAUCAAAUUUGCAAUAUUGUCCUUA